AUGAUAAGCACUCCAGGGCUAAGGAAAUGCGCGGUUUGUGGUGAUUGUCCUGCUAAGAUUCAUUACGGUGUACUCGCAUGUUUUGGUUGCAAAGGAUUUUUCCGCAGAGCAGUCAAGGAUGGACGGAAUAAAUAUGUGUGCCGAUUUGACAAGAACUGUGAAGUAACCAAAUUUGAACGUAACGCCUGUCGAUAUUGUCGUUUUCGAAAAUGUUUGCUGGUCGGUAUGAACCCCGACUUUGUUCGACCUGACCGCGAAGAAGCUCGAGAGAAACUCCGAAGUCAAAAGUCCUUGCUUUCUAAGAAGAAAAGUAUAGGAAAAUCACUAUCGAGUAAAGGAGACGUCGACGACUGGACUCUACAGUUGCCCUCAAAUUCGAGGAAACUUCUCAAUGACUUAAAUGCACUUGAAAACGAUGUGCAAACUCUAAAUGAAGGCGGUUAUGAUGGUGUUGCUGAUUUUUGCUUGAAAAGCCUGAUUGCCGAUCGAACGUUGGCUAGAAAAAGCACGGUCAGCACGACAAUGAAUCAAAUCCGUGUUCCAACAAAGCAAGAAUUUAGUCUUCACCUGCUUUCAAUUCAAAGAGUGGUUGCAUCAACUGAUUUUAUAGACGGGCUCGUUUGUAUCGUUGACAAAGAAUCAUCACGUAAAACUACUGUGGAAGAUAAGUGCGCUUUAAUAAGUUCCACUUUCCUUCCCCUAAAUCUGCUCGAUCAUUCUGCUCGAAGUAUAGCCAAAGAGUCCAGCUAUUACGCAGAGGAAUUCACCAGAGCCUUCUCGGAUCAUCGAAUAUUAAAAAAUGCCUUGUCAAAAUUUGUAUUCCUAUGUGAGCGAUUGAAAAAAAUUUCUCCAACACCUGUCGAAUAUUCGCUUCUCCGUGCUCUAGCCGUGGCUACACCUGAUCAUGGCAUACUAUCAAAUGGCUUCAGUGAACAUCUUUGCGCAUUGCAUGAGUCUCUACAGGAGUUGUUAUUCCGCGUCAUAAAGGUGUUAAGAGGAAAGUCGUCGGUUGCGGCAGCUAACCUUAUGGCUAACCUAAUCGCUCUCGUUUAUGAAUCAAAGGCACUCUCUACGAUGCUGCUUCCAACACUACGACAAGCAUUUCCACGUGACAACAUCAAACCAUUACCGUAUCAAAAGAUUCUCACCGACAUAAUUAAUCCAGAAGUCUACGACUUACUUAUAACGAUGUCUAAUCCUCAUACGGACAAUGCCUCGCAGGCGUCGGAAGUCCAACAAUUCCCUUUUGUUGUUCCAGCAGUAACUAAUUGUCCUUCUGUGCCUUCCGUAUUCAUUAAUGGGCCAUCCUCAGACUGUAGUCAAGACUGUGAUCAUCAUUUCACCGCUCCUCAGCCUAUAAGGCCACAAACACUCGGAUUCUCCUGCAAGUUACCUUUGACGAUGACCAAGUCGAUAGAGGAUAUGUUACGACCGCCAGGAAUGAGCGAAGAUACGAAUAUCCUGAACAGGCCACUAGCCAGGGAUUGGGCGGACGGUGUACGGCUAACUCCGGUGUUUAACAGAGAUGUUGUGGCGCAGUUCUUCCCUGAGCUAUCCGAUAAUCCAAUUUUGUGA
Messenger RNA from Necator americanus (New World hookworm), 1575 nucleotides. RefSeq lists its product as uncharacterized. The record is from RefSeq and is a predicted model, not a curated record. Lineage: Eukaryota; Metazoa; Nematoda; Chromadorea; Rhabditida; Ancylostomatidae. Gene Ontology annotation, biological process: regulation of DNA-templated transcription. The transcript has 10 exons. Gene Ontology annotation, molecular function: DNA-binding transcription factor activity; zinc ion binding; RNA polymerase II cis-regulatory region sequence-specific DNA binding. Bases 1 to 1575 code for a protein of 524 amino acids.